AUGUUAUCAACAUCUGGUUGUAGUGGAAGUUUGAAUAAAAUUACAACUCUUAGCCCUCAUAAUGGCCAGAUUACUUGUCUGCAAAUUAGUAGAAAGAACAAUAGUUUCCUAUCAACUGGUUUCAUAAAUCAAUAUGUUGUUGGAAUUAACUAAAUAAUAAAGAAUGAAAGAAUUCCUAAUUAUGAUGAUAACAUACUGAUUGCAUAGAUUGUUUGA
Paramecium pentaurelia is the source of this 216-nucleotide messenger RNA. NCBI's taxonomy places the organism in Eukaryota, Ciliophora, Oligohymenophorea, Peniculida, Parameciidae. The record is from the annotation of a GenBank genome assembly.